UACGCCCACUUACCUGACAAGAGACGAGCAAACACAGCAACUUUACUCAUUCAACGGCAUCUCCUGCAACCGUUUUGGAGAUCGGAAAGCACUGAGAUCCGGAACUUCUAGUAGCGGACUUGGGUGGUGAUCCAGUUAUCCUGCGUAGGCGUUUGAUCACCUCGCUUGUCGAGCUCAUUGAAUCAACAAGGUGUUUGCUGUCGAAUGACACGAACUGUGAUGGAUCAAAAUCCACAUUCGUCAGAAUCUUACUUGAACACCGCCACUGCGGUUGCAGCUUCACUUUCAGAGGACGCAACCACAAUGUGGCAGCAUUACACAACCGUGCAGGCCUGCGAGCCCCAUCUGAGGGUGGGACAGGAGCCUAUUAUAACCGCUGGAGAAAACCAUGAGUCCCAUCUGAGGAUGGGACAGCAGGACCCGGUAACCACUCGAGAAAACUGUGAGUCCCAUCCAAGGAUGGGACAGCAGGACCCGGUAACCACUGGAGAAAAUCCCAACAUGAAAGUGGGUACAGUUGGCGGAAUGGGAAACGGACAAACAAUUACUAUCGGUGAGAAAGAGGAAGGCAUUUCGCUAGCGGCUGCUGCAUUGGUGCCACUUCCUCGCUCUUCAUCACCAACUGAUAGUCAGCAAACCUCACCCACGUCGUCCUGUUUCAUUACCCCAGCCUCUACCCCCUCCCGUUCGCCCUCUCCCCCUCGACACUCCCCACUCCACCCUUCCCAACAAGCCACACUACCCCAUGGUGAGUUUGUCGAUGGUUGCCAAGACAAUGAGCAAGACAACGGAAACCAUAGCGACGGACCCUUUGAACCCCACUCCCUGUUGGUUCGUCUUCCUACAAUGAUCGAUGCUGAAACUCAAACUCACUAUAUAACUGCAGUUGAUUCAUUCUCGCAAACUCAUGCUACCGUCACUCAAGACUCAUCCACUAACACGGAGAAAGAGGAGCCCCCUGACCUGAUUGAUGUGGAAUCACAGACGGAUGGUAAUGAGGGGUGGGAGGGAGAGAGAAGGGAGGUGGGGUGCAACACGAAGCUGCAGAUUUCACCAGAACUUCUGGAGAGAGCACAACUGGCUGAGGAGCUUGUUCGCCUUCGGAGUGAACAGGCUGCAGGGGUAUUGGAGAGGAACGAGGCCAAGUCACAGCAGAUGGUGGCCGAAGAGCUGUCGAGAAUAGUUCAGUCAGAGCUGGUGGAGCUACGGCAGAGGAACAUUGCCGAGACAACCACCAGAGUACGCCUGGAGAACCAGCUGGGAGGGCUGAAGGUUGAGUUGUCUUCAUCACGUAAGGAGGCCCGGGAGAAAGAGGAGAGAAUCACCGAGUUGGAGGAGACUCUCAAAGGAACAUCACUACUUGUCCGCAAGCUCGAAGAACAGAAUGCAGUGUCUCUUAUGAACAGAGGGGGAAUAGACUACAUGCUGCAGGCAAAGCUUGCUGACGCCAGAGCUCAAGAAGCGGAACAGAAACUUGAAGUUGCCCAGACUGAGCUGCUGCAUAGUCAAGGUGAGGUGAAGAGGCUCCUGGACAGAGUUGGAGUGGCCACUCGAGACAGAUCUGAGAUGGUCUCAAGCAAGGUUCAUAACCAGCUGCUGCAGAUUGCAGAUGAACGUGCUCAGUCAGCAGAGCAGAAAGCCCUACAGCUUGAACGCCAACUACUCAGUCUUCGCGACAAAUAUGGUCAUCCUGAAACAUCUCAUCCUUCUACGUUUACUCGUCCGUCAACCUACACCUCCACACUUGGAGGAUACCCUUCUUUCUCCUCCACCCUCCUUCCUCCCUACACAUCAUCUUCACCAUACUCCCUGUCCACCUCACUCUCCACCCAUCUCCCUCCCUCCACCUCCCUGGAGCCCUUCAAACUCUCAUCUCACUGCCUCUUUCUCGCUUCUUCCCCGCCCACCACUGAUCAUCUGAGACCACUCCCUGACUCUGAGAGAGCAGCUCUGCCUACCUCAACUGGAUCAUUUUCACAUCCCUUGCCGUCCAGUAGCACUGAUGAACAUACUAGUCUUCUCAAACCAAGUACAGUUCUUGGUAAAGGAGCUGGGAGUGGCAGCAUGAUGUCAUGUGGGAUCCAGUGGUGACAUCAUCAUCAUCAUCCUCUGAACUAGGACAAGACACUAUUGGAACUACUCUACCAUCAGUUGAACUUCCUACACCUCAGUUCUCUCUACCGCCUCCCGAUAGCAGUAGCAAAGGAGACGAGGAGUCAUCAAGCAGUGAUUGGUCCAGCAGUGACGAAGAUGAUGAUGAAGGAGAUGAAGCUCCUCUGCGUCCCUCCACCCACUCUGCACUCCAGGCUCAGUGGGAGUGGAGAACCAUGGCUGACUCCCUUCCUGACAAUUCUCCAAUGGGAACAGGCCACACCCCCAAGAAGAAGCCACCACCAAUAGCUCCCAAGCCGAGAGUAUCGUGGACUCACUCGUUACCCACCACUGACCUCAACUACCAACUGAUAGAAGACCCUUCUUCCUUCUCUCAGGUCCAGGCAACUCAUGUCAGUGACCUGACCUCUCUGACCUCCAGUUUUCCUAGACCCAGGGGACCACAGGGAAGAAAUCUACCAUCAAGACUCUACAAGUAGCUACUACUGCUAUGUGUAGUAUGAUACUAAAAUAUCUGAAUCUUUUCGCCAGACUCCAUCAUAUCAUUUUGACAAAGUUAAAGUUGUGUGUAUACAGUGUGCAUUACAAUGUCAAAAAAUGCUACAUUCUCUGUAGGAUUUCAAC
This is a messenger RNA of Geodia barretti, 2736 nucleotides long. The record is from the annotation of a GenBank genome assembly. NCBI's taxonomy places the organism in Eukaryota, Metazoa, Porifera, Demospongiae, Tetractinellida, Geodiidae.